Molecule: messenger RNA, 983 nt
Organism: Ziziphus jujuba (common jujube)
Lineage: Eukaryota; Viridiplantae; Streptophyta; Magnoliopsida; Rosales; Rhamnaceae
Product: serine/arginine-rich splicing factor SR45a
Exons: 7
Coding region: 135-737 (200 amino acids)
Biological process (GO): positive regulation of mRNA splicing, via spliceosome
Cellular component (GO): spliceosomal complex
Molecular function (GO): RNA binding
Source: RefSeq, a predicted model, not a curated record
GGACGACUUUACCCGUCCCUGUUUGAUAGUGCAUUUUUUGUGCUUUUCCUUUUUGACUCUGUUUUCCUUCGUUCCGCAAGUAAAGGCAAAUUCUUUCACAUCGUUUGGUUUCCGAGUUGACUCGGCCAUUCCAGAUGCCAUACUCCAGAGCUGGAAGAUCUGUUUCACCACGUAGCUCCGUCUCACCUGUAAGAGGCCGUCGAUCAAGAUCAUUGUCUAGAUCAAGGAGAAGCCGUUCCAGGAGCAAUGAUUCUGGUGAUGCAACCAAUCCUGGAAAUAACUUGUAUGUGACAGGCUUAUCGACAAGAGUUACUACCAGUGAGCUUGAAAAGUUUUUUGGCAAAGAAGGAAAGGUUCUGGAGUGCCAUCUGGUUACAGAUCCUCGUACCAGAGAAUCUCGUGGAUUUGGGUUUGUCACCAUGGAAACAACUGAAGAUGCAGAACGCUGCAUAAAAUACUUGAAUCGUUCAGUGCUUGAAGGUCGACUAGUUACUGUUGAGAAGGCAAAAAGGAAGCGAGGGAGGACACCAACUCCAGGCAGGUAUCACGGAUUGAGAGAUAGACGAGGAUAUGAUCGUAGACGUUCUCGUAGUUACUCGCCUCGUCGAUGGCAAGAUAGGGAUCCAUAUUCAAGGGACCGACGAGGAAGAUCACGCUCUCCAUAUGGUAGGAGGAUGGAUGAUUAUCCUGACUCAUAUAGGAGGCGCAGGGAGCGUUCCUUGUCAGAACCUAGAUAAGAGCAAUCAAAUCUAUUUGCAUUACUAAUGUUCCAUGUUAAUUAAACUAACAUGCUCUUGGGAAUUAUUCUUCGUGAAGUGUGGGAUGAUGGUAAUUAGUAUUCUUUUCUUUUGAUAUUACUGGGUACUUCUAGUGAUUCUCUCUGUUGUUGUAUCUCAACAAUUAAAUUAUAAACUUAGCGGACAUAUUUUCUAGUCAAUGAUUAUGCCAAUAAUGGAUAAGGAGAUUGUGUGCAUUGGGUCUUA